GCUCUCUCGACAGCACAUGAAUAUGAUUUGGCUGAUAAAGGUCCGAAUGAAAAUCAAAUGAAUAUGAUAGAAACAAUGAGUUGGUUAAUCGAUGCAUAUUUUGAGGAAGGAACAAGCGGUGAGUGGAGGAAAGGUCUGCGUGGUAAGAGACUAUCGAAGGAACUAAGAGCUUCACAAUUGGACAGGAGAGAGGCACUCGCAGCAGGUUCUCGUGAACGUUUGAAACGUUUGAAGCCAUCUUUCAAAAGUAAAUUAAGUCGUGAUUUUGUUCGAUUCAGAGGUUUUGUGAAGAAAACUUAUAUGCGUGACGAAGCACCAGUGAUGCCUAUAGUUUCAGCCGCACCGCCAUCUGAGUUACAUGCUUCAGAAACGGAGAAUGCCGGUAAAAGCGAUCAGCCUUUUAAGAGUUCGCCGACUAAUCAAGCCAAUAAAUGGGUGCACGCAUGUUGUCGCUGUGGUCUAAGUCCUUUACUCAAAGAAUUCUCUGCUUUACGCAAGUAUAUGCCAGACAAUAUCAAAACUGAAGCCUUCAAUAAGAACGCCAAUAAAAAUCGGUUCGUUUCAUGCGCAACAGAACUGAUCGUUUGUGUAAGGCCGAGAACAUUGUAUUCAUUCGAUGUUUCUACAAGUCCGAAGGCAAUAUAG
Molecule: messenger RNA, 645 nt
Organism: Anisakis simplex (herring worm)
Lineage: Eukaryota; Metazoa; Nematoda; Chromadorea; Rhabditida; Anisakidae
Source: the annotation of a GenBank genome assembly